GUUUUUCUUGUUCGUGUUUUUAUUUGUUGUGGUUGCACCCGAGUCAAGUGCCGAAUGGCUCACAGGGCUAUACCAAAAUAAACUGAACUAUGUUGAGUAAGGUGAGCUUACUCAACAUCAGGGCUCACAACUGCUUACUUUAGUAGUGGUGAGAUUAAUACAGUUGUGGGUGAGGAGCUCACCGUAGGGUGAGAUGAACACACUGCUGGGUGGGGUGAACUUACCACAGUAAAGGGUUGAGAAUAUUACUCUGUGUGUGUGUGAGCUUGCUUACUACCAGAGUACAGGCUGAGAAGCCUUUCUCCAUGUGUGUGGUGAGAUUCGUAGAGAGGAGCUCACUGGCGAGGCACCAUAGUGAGGAACUUGAUAUCGACUACAGAGUGAGCUGCUCGAAUAGACGGGUCCAGACAUCGAUACGCAGACUGUAUCUGUCCGCAUUUAAAACAAAAAUAUUUUACACAUACCAUCAGUGAGUGUAUAAUUUGGACGGCGUGGAGCACAGGACAUGCAAACUAGACCGGUUGUCUUCAUCAGCAGUCUGGCUCGGUUGAAUCGAUGCCAAUGAACCGCCCGAUGUUAGAGUGAUGCACCCAUCAUCACUGACAUUACCUGCAAAGUGGUGAAGACAGGGCGCUCUUCACAGUGAUGAAUGGCAAGCUCAUACCAUACACGCCACUGGCUGUGGAUUUCUGGCGGGUGGCCAAGUUCCCUGAGGCGAGGAUUUUCUUCCUGAGCCAUAUGCACGCCGAUCACACAAGUGGGCUCACCCCGACUUGGAGCCGGCCAAUCUACUGCUCUCCCAUCACCGCCGUGCUCCUCAAACGCAAAUUUAAUAUUGCCGACAAGUUCAUUCGCCCGCUGGAGCUGGGAGAGAGCCACUGUGUGCCCCUAGAUGGAGUGGGCAAGGAGACGAUGACGGUGACACUCAUUGAUGCCAACCACUGCCCGGGUGCCGUCAUGUUUCUGUUCCAAGGUUACUUUGGCAACAUUCUGUACACUGGUGAUUUCAGAUUUAUUCCAGAGAUGCUUAAGCUGCCUCUGCUGCAAACCAAUAUUAUAAUCGAUGUUCUGUACUUGGAUAACACAUACUGCCCUUCAAAGUGGCACUUUCCUUCACGAGAAGAUGCCACAGAAGAGAUCAAGAUAAUAAUACGAAACCACCCAGACCAUCAGGUUGUUAUCGGCACAUACUCACUCGGGAAAGAGUCUCUGCUGGUAGAGCUGGCAAUGGAGUUUGGGUGGCUGGGGGUAAGUCCAGAACGCAUGGAGACGCUGCAGCUGCUUGGCCUGCCCAACGUGUUCACGACGGCCACAGAUGAGUGCCGCUUGCGGGUCGUGGACGCGCACCAAUUGAACAGCCGCAGCAUGGCACACUGGAACUGUGAGUGCCCCACCAUCGCCGUGCUGCCCUCGGGCAACCGUGCUGGCCGGCAGCCGUGCGACUCCAUUUUCAUCGUACCCUACUCGGACCACUCCUCUUACGGCGAGCUGCGCCAAUUUGUCGCCGGGCUACAGCCGCGAGCCAUCGUGCCCAUCAACAAGGGGCCCAGCUGCGAGAGAUACUUCAGGGAGUUCCUCAGCACCGCGCAGAGCAGCCAGAGUAAAACGAUCAUUAUUCCGGAGUCGGUGCAGAGGUUUAUGAAGGAAGGCGGCGGGGUUUCUGCUUGUAGUAAUAAAUGUUUGCCGAAAAGGAAAGCCUGCAUUUUUCGGACCUCCAGAACACACAUCCCCAAGGGGGUAUGCUUCGACAGUCCCAAAUCUUCCAUCGCAACACAUUCGCCUCCACGUGUCAUAAUUGCGAGUUCUGAGGAUGAUGAUGAAGCUGGCGAUUAUGAUUCCAUACGUGUUAUAAAAAAUGAAGAUGACAAGCCCUUUACCUUGCCUUCUGAAUCUAUUGCAAUCCCAUUAAGCUUUGACAGUGAUAACAUAAGUGAUUCAAAAUCGACCAAAGUAAUCAUGGACACAAAGUCUGUCUACAAGUCAGCUGUUGAGGCUUCAGUUCAUUCACAUGCUGAUGAAUCGAGAGUGAAAAGGAAACUUGAUUAUGCAGAAAGUCUGAGCUCGGAGUCCUUCCCAAAGCAUGUAACAUGCGUUGAAGAUAAAUGCUCUUUUGACUCGUUGCCUUCCCCUUCACGGCGGCCAUAUGACGGCACAGGCGACCGGCAAAGUGCAUCGAGCGAAGCGCGCGUUUUAACAAACUCUCCUAAAUCCGCUGAUGGUCCCUGUAUUGUGGGUGCACUUUCGUGCAAGAGUGAGGGCCAUCCUGUGGACUUUCACACACCAUUGAUGGGUGGCAGACUUUCUGUUAUUCUCAAGAGAAAAGUGCAGAGCUGCAGCCAGACCCAGGCUGGAAAAUGUAACAUCAUAUUGUCCCCACUUCAUGCCUUUUUGAGUGAAAAGGAGAAGAGGUUGUCCUUUAAUCGACUUGUGGAGAAGUGCAUGCAGAGAAAAUAAACGCACCGUUAGGUGGCGUCUUCCUGGAGCAAGCAGGUUAAUUGUGCAAACGAAACUAGCAUAACUUUCCAGAAACGUAUUAUACUGUACAUGUGUAAUUAAAUUAUUCACUGUUUUUGUUUUGAAACUUGUUUUCAUUGUUUGCAUUAUUUACAGCAUAACUUUGUUUUUUUUUUUCACACGUUUAAACGUUUUAUUUGUGGGGAUUAAAGGACUUGUUCACACUGAAGGGUCAUUGCAAAACGCUUCCCGAAUUCAACUUCAUAAUUCACCCGCUCAUCCCUGGUACAAAAUCUCUCCUUUACAAAGGGUUGUGAGGCACACACGUCUUUCAUCAUCAUAAAGGACAAAAGUCUGGCCGUCGUCAAUAUAGAACACGCCGGGUGUAUUCAUGUUUCACGUAACAUAGCCACCCACAUUACAUGAGGGAUUUGGUGGGGGUGGGGAGUGGAACGUUGAAAGGGGGCUUUUUUGCUAGGUGACUGCAUUUGUUGGUCUGUUCAAUAAAUACCUGAAAAUAACAAACACGGGUCUGGAACUUCUCUACAACUACUGUAAUUUUAAAACAUGUAAUGCUUUGUAUAUCUGCUUGGGACAUACAUUUGGGAUGGCUCAAAAAGUUCGUGCUGUCUUCAAUGUGCCAUGUCCAGUUUAAAAUGAAAACAAUUUCAAAAUUACUUGUUUACAUGAAAAAGUUUACUAAAAAAGACUGAAACGAAUUACAAAGUUCUAUAUAUGCCAUACGACCUUAUAAAACGUGGGAAAUGCUCCAUGUACACAACACAGUAAAUUUAACAUUUGCACAGUAAGCAUUGAUGUCUAAAACAAAAUAAAUUAUUAAAACAUUCCAAACGUAUGUGCAUUUAACCGACAUCAUACCUAUGCCUGGGUGGAACGGUGGCUCGGUGAUUCGCGCACUACACUAUGAAUAAAGACAUUUUAAAAAGUUAAA
Petromyzon marinus (sea lamprey) is the source of this 3406-nucleotide messenger RNA. The record is from RefSeq and is a predicted model, not a curated record. Lineage: Eukaryota; Metazoa; Chordata; Hyperoartia; Petromyzontiformes; Petromyzontidae.